Messenger RNA from Phytophthora nicotianae INRA-310, 2065 nucleotides. RefSeq lists its product as hypothetical. Bases 105 to 1694 code for a protein of 529 amino acids. Gene Ontology annotation, cellular component: nucleolus. Lineage: Eukaryota; Oomycota; Peronosporomycetes; Peronosporales; Peronosporaceae. The record is from RefSeq and is a predicted model, not a curated record. Gene Ontology annotation, molecular function: protein binding; methyltransferase activity. Gene Ontology annotation, biological process: rRNA base methylation. The transcript has a single exon.
CGUCGCAUAGUCUGAUGAAUGAAACUUGAAAAUUUCGCAAUUCAAACCUCAAAUUUCGCCCUGGGCCAGUCAUCUUUUCACUUGACACGCAUCACCUGCCGGCCAUGAGCGAGCUGUAUAAAGAGGCCGCAGCUCUACUGGCGAAGCUGGAAAAGCGUCAGGGCGGCCUCAAGAGUCUAGCGUAUGCAGAUUCCACAGUGCACAAGCGCAGCUCAUUUGCGCUGGUGUGCGAGACGCUGCGCUAUAAACCGCUGCUGAGAGAGCUCCUUGCGGCAGUGCCUGAGUGCCACAAGGCGCUGAAGACGCCCAAGAACGCCAAGGAGCCGCUUGCGCUCGUGUUCGUGGCGCUUUAUGACCUUCUGUUUGGCCGUAAAAAAAUCCAGGGCGGUGGCUACGUUAAGAAGGCGCUAAUGCAGCACCAGACGAGCUUCCGCGCGGCUCUGGCGAGACUCAAGAUCAAGCGCAAGGUGGCGUCCAAUGAGGCGCUCCUACCGCCCGAGAACCGCCAGCAGCACCUUGCACUACCUCGUUAUGUGCGUGUCAACACGCUGCUGGCUUUACCCGAAGAGGUUGAGGCCUUCACGCGCGAGUACGACGCCAAACAAGACCGAGAUGUGCGCGACCUGCUCGUGCUACCGUCAGGCACGGAGCUACACGAACAUGAGAUGGUCAAGAGUGGUAAACUGGUUCUACAGGAUAAGGCCAGUUGCUUCCCGGCCUUUGUGCUACAUGGAGAGCACGCCGACCCUAGGGACAAGCAGGGCGACGUGAUCGACGCAUGUGCCGCGCCUGGUAACAAGACCAGUCAUCUGGCGAUGCUGCUGCAGCAACAGGAUAGCGACGGAGGGGACGGCACGAUCCCCAAGCGACGAGUAUUUGCAUUCGAUCGAUCACCCAAGCGACUGGAGUUGCUGAAGCGUCGAAUGAAGCUUGCAGGUGCUGCUACUAGAGUACAGGCCGAGCUCCAGAGCUUUUUGGAGGUGCCUGUGGACGGUGAAAUGUACCGCAACGUCCGCAGCAUCUUACUGGACCCGUCUUGCUCUGGUUCAGGCAUGACAAACCGUCUGGAUCACUUGCUGGAUAUUGCCAGUUCACAUGAUACGGUACUGGAACCCGAUCAUGGCGCGGAAUACGAGGAGGACACGGCGAAACGCUUGCAAUCACUUGCAGAUUUCCAGCUAGAGGCGCUACGUAAAGCAUUUUCGUUUCCACAGGUCGAGCGUGUCGUGUACUCGACCUGCUCCAUUUUCCAGAAGGAAGACGAGGAGGUUGUCGCGGCAGCGCUUAAAUCAGAAGAGAACAUUCGUGCGGCGCGUCCGUUUGUACUGAAGCCCGCUCUUACGUCGUGGCCACGCCGUGGGCUCGAGGUUGCAGGCCUGACGGCUGAGCAGGCCAAGGCGCUUGUGCGUGCGAACGGCCUCGAGGACUCGACGAACGGAUUCUUUGUGGCGUAUUUCGAGCGAACUGACAGGCCUGAUGGAUCAGAAGGAGAGAAGAAAAUCAGUGAGGAUUCCCCACUAACUAUCUCAAAGGACGACACGACAGAAUCCGACACUACUUCACAAACGGGUAAAAAGCGCAAAGCCUUGUCUGCCACUCAAAAGGAAAAUCGUAAACGGCGGAAACAUGAGAAGCGCAAGAAGCACGGCAAGGCGAAGUCAGGAACGACAAGCAAAGAAGACGAAGAAGAGUAAAUAACACUUUUUGCUCCUUUAGAUCCUAGCAGUGUUUGUUCCUGUUCCACUCGUGCAUAUGCCAGACUGCGUUACCUCGAGGCCCAAAUUAUCAAGGCUGCUUGUUACUCUGCUGCGAGUUUCGCGGCCUACUGAGUUAGCCGUAAAAGAUGUCGAACUUGCUGAGUCCGGACUCCGGAGUUGGUGGUCUUGUCAUUCGUUAAAGAAAGCAGGCUCGUGGAUAGAAGUGAUCGCCGAGGAAAUCAAGCUAAUACGGCAUGUUCGCAAGACCAGGUCAUUUCAUUUGUAGUCACGUACAAAGCGUCAAAGCCCUGCUUAUAAUUCAAACCUCAAGCAUAUCCGGUUGCUCUCAUAUAUGCGGGAGCUCAACA